AACUGAAAGAAGAUUUUGCUGCGGAAAAAACUCUUUCUGUAAAUAGCAAAGAAGAAAGCGAAGACAAACAAAUAGCCGUAAAUACUUUAGAAGACCCUAAUAAUGAAUACCGGGCCAUUUUUGCCGUGGAUAAACUUAACGAGGGCUGGGAUGUGCUUAAUCUUUUUGAUAUUGUUCGUUUAUAUGACACUCGGGAUGCUAAUAAUAAUAUUCCGGGACCAACAACCAUUAAAGAAGCCCAGUUAAUCGGACGCGGAGCGAGAUACUGCCCCUUUAAAAUUAAUGAUAGUGAGGACCCUUCUAAACGAAAAUUUGACUGUGACCUUCAAAAUGAAAUGCGAAUUUGUGAGGAAUUAUACUAUCACA
This is a messenger RNA of Racocetra persica, 366 nucleotides long. Lineage: Eukaryota; Fungi; Glomeromycota; Glomeromycetes; Diversisporales; Gigasporaceae. The record is from the annotation of a GenBank genome assembly.